UAACAAAUGAGGGACACAGACAGUAAUUCAAGCGACAAUAAUCAUAUUGAGGAUAACUCUGAAGAAAUAGGCUGGGUUUCUUAUGGAAUGAUGGCUACUGGGACUAUGGUUGCUUAUCAAUUCUUCCUGGUAUACUUUAUGAGCACUCCAUCAACAAUAUCGGUAAAGAUUUCAGUUUCGCUUGCAAUUGGUCUCUUAGCUGUGAUUUGUGAAUCAUGCUUAAAGCUCCUAUCGUCCCUUAGAUCUUGCUUCUGCAAACGGAAUCCUCGCCAUAGGUCGUCCAGCUUAGACUCAGAGACUAGAGAAAUGAAUGAAAUCUACAUUCGAGAGGAGAGCCAUUCUGAAGAAGAUAACUUAAUAAGGAAGAACUCCCUCUGGAAGUACGUCUCCUCCUUCAUAACUAAAAUCAAAUAAUGACGACAGCUACUGGAAAAGCAAGGACUCCAGCCCAGAGCAGAAGGAGUGUCAGACCAAGCACGGAGAAUUUAGAGAGCAAGAAGAAGAUAAGGCCAAUGAGCUUAGCCAACCCUUGCUGGAUAAAGACGAUGAGAGCAAAUCGUAUUUGAAGGUGGCGUCGAGAGGAGGAACUUUUAAGGACUCGACUCUUAAUGUCAGCAAUCAUUCGUACCGUGCUCUAGAGAGGUAUGAGUCAAAUGAAGGCUCUGAAAUUAUGAAAUCAAAGUUCUAUAGAGAUUCUUUAAUGCGAUCAGAUGGAGACAAGUCUUUAAAUAUACACCAAAGGAUCAUGCAGAAAAUAAGAGAGCAAGAAAUGGAAAAUCAAUCUGAAGAAGAGAAUCGUGAGUCCCGAAUGAUUACUUUGCUUAAAACAUGAAAUUUAACCUUAGGAGCUCUUCUUUUGAGUGUUUCACAUUAUGGGUUUUUAUAUUGAUUCGAAUCAAGAAGAUUCUAUGCUUUAAGUAAGCAGACCCAUGAUAACCAAUUGAACCAUGUAUGGAUGUACGGUCAAGUGCUAGUCAUGAUAAUCAUUCCACUUUUCUUUCUAGUGGCUUGGAAAAUGUAUAAAUGAAAUAAACCACUUUGGAUAAUGAUGGCAACAACCAUAAUACCUUUUCUGAUUGUAUUAUCCCUCGUGCUAACUUCCUGGAAGAUUUACUACGAAGAUAAUUACUUUAUAGUUUACUGAUAUGAGACAGCUGCUUCCUUCCUAUUUGCUAUUUCUUUAGCAAUAAUAAAAUAUACUCAAAAGCCAGGGGAUAACUUUAUGCAAUCAUAUAUGCACACUUUGAAGACAAUGAUAUAUUCUGAUCUAAUGUUGUCCAUCUUUCUUCUUGUGAUGAAAUAUUUUUGAAUAUACCCUUGGAUAUAUUCAGAAGACGUGUUAUAUAAGUCUAUAGCCUGGUAUGAUUGCUACUUCGACCCUCUUGUUCUGCCUGUAGCAGGAUUUUAUUUAUUGAGCAACUUCUUGAUCUCUCAUAUGAUGUCUCAAUCACAGAGGAAGAAUUCUAAGAAUAUCUUUAGCCCAAGUAAAGUCAGAAUCACAACUUUGUUGUGUCUCAAAGCUUUCGAGUCUGAAAUUUUAACCUUGAUCAGUCUUUUUAUCAAUAGUGAAGAGUUGGAUAUUAUCGAUAUGAUGGGCAUGUUUGUAUUCAUCAUUGCUAUAUUGAUAAUGAGUUGUGAUGAUACCUCAACAUUACUCAUCCAGACAAUAUUUUCCAAAGAGCAGCCUUCAUUUAUCAAUGAAGUCUCAGAGGAAAACUACAAUUCGAGGCAAAAAUCAAUGAUUGAUAGAAAUUUAGAGUAUUUUGUAGUUGAAACAGAUGAGAGCUUACUUGUGAAGCAUCGGGAAGCUAUUUCUUCACACUAUAAAGAUGCAUCAAUUCAGAGGUUCAAUCUGAAGUUUUACGGUAUCAACAUUCCUUCCAGUGGUCUUGAUCCAAGAGAUGAGAAGGAUCUGAUCCGGCAAGGCUUAACUGAUUACACUGAUAGAUUAUAGAAUCUUUGAACCAUGGAUUUCUUAUACUAUUGAGGCUAUU
This is a messenger RNA of Moneuplotes crassus, 1994 nucleotides long. The record is from the annotation of a GenBank genome assembly. Lineage: Eukaryota; Ciliophora; Spirotrichea; Euplotida; Euplotidae.